UAAUGCUUGCGGUUCCAUGAUGUCACGCGACGUCAUUUGGAAUGCUCUAUAAGGCCUGGUUCAUACCAAACCUCGCUUUCUACUAAUCUGACUGUAACGAUGAACACUCUCUUUGGUACACUUUCUCGUACAGCUGCUCUUCGUCGUGCCCCGCUCGCCCUUCGCCGUUCAUCACAGUUUCAAACCUCUUUCCAAUUCACUGCUCGUCCUGCAGCCGUAAACCUUGCACAAGUCCACGCGCGCUUCGCAGCAAGCUCUGUCGCAGGCAGACCAGGAAGCCAGACUAUCGAGCACGCCAAGCAGAAUGUGAAAGAGGAAGUCGGGAACUCGAUGACAGACUGGGCCCGCUCCAUCGCUGGUGGCGUGUUCACAGUAGAUAGCGUCAAACCAUCAAAAGACUCUUUCUUCGGUAUCACCACCGCAGUCGCCCACUCUGUCCCAACCCCCUAUCUCGUCAUGGGCCUUACUGGUGGCAUCCCAUACAUCGCCUCAUCUGCCACUACCGUAUAUCUUGCGCACCAAGCAGGUCUCGCCACAAUGGGUGUUCUCACAAAUAUGGACCCUGGCGUUGCCCUUAACAUCUUAGACCAAGCCCUCAACUUCCAAGUCCACUAUGGCGCUGUCCUUCUGUCCUUCCUUGGUGCAAUACACUGGGGUAUGGAAUUUAGUGGUCUGGGCGGCUAUAAAGGCUACCCUCGUCUGUUCCUCGGCAUCUCUCCUGCGGUAUUGGCCUGGUCCACUAUUACUCUCCAACCUACCUUCGCCCUCCUCUGGCAGUGGCUUGGAUUCACCGCAUUGUGGUAUGCCGAUAAUAAAGUCACAGCUGCCGGUUGGACACCAAAAUGGUAUUCCCAAUACCGCUUCUACCUUUCUAUCCUCGUUGGCACGUGCAUCAUCGGCUCCCUUGCAGGAAUAUCCUAUUAUGGUCCUGUAGCCGGACACGGUCUUGUCUCCCACGACCUGAACAUGAUUCGCGCUGAGCGCAAACUUAUCGAGCCUGAGCGUGCGGGCCACGUCGGUGGGGACAUCGAAGCUAUUUCGGGUGACGAAUCGGGCGACACAUAUGUUGUCAUCCGCCGGAAGAACAAGAACGGAAAUGCCGACAAUGGAGCUAACGAAGAGGCGCACGCUUAACAGUGAGGGAGGACUUACCGAAAAGUGAUGCCACAGAGCUGGACGUUUGGGAAAUAAUCAUUACCAUCGCUUGUACUUGUCAGCUGUAUAUCUGUACGUGUAUCAUACCUCUCGUUGUACUAUCACUUCAAGACCUUCUAUAUUUGAUCGGGAUGGACG
This is a messenger RNA of Suillus discolor, 1293 nucleotides long. RefSeq lists its product as uncharacterized. The record is from RefSeq and is a predicted model, not a curated record. The coding region runs from base 100 to 1134 and encodes 344 amino acids. Lineage: Eukaryota; Fungi; Basidiomycota; Agaricomycetes; Boletales; Suillaceae. The transcript is spliced from 5 exons.